Messenger RNA from Lethenteron reissneri (Far Eastern brook lamprey), 5340 nucleotides. Its product is annotated as actin-related protein 3. The record is from RefSeq and is a predicted model, not a curated record. Lineage: Eukaryota; Metazoa; Chordata; Hyperoartia; Petromyzontiformes; Petromyzontidae.
ACUGGAAUCGCGAUUCCGGGAAUCGAGAGUCGCCGCCAUUUCGCCGACGCCCGGAAGUGUGAGCGCAGGACGAAGCUGACAUGGCUGGGCGUCUGCCCGCUUGUGUGGUCGACUGCGGCACGGGGUACACAAAACUGGGUUAUGCCGGCAACACGGAGCCACAGUUUAUCAUCCCAUCAUGCAUUGCCAUCAAGGAGUCGGCAAAGGUGGGCGACCAGUCCCAGAGGAGGGUGAUGAAGGGUGUGGAUGACCUGGACUUCUUCAUCGGAGACGAGGCCAUCGAGAAGCCGAACUACGCCACCAAGUGGCCCAUCCGACAUGGCAUGGUCGAGGACUGGGACCUGAUGGAGAGGUUUAUGGAGCAGAUCAUCUUCAAGUACCUCCGAGCCGAGCCUGAGGACCACUACUUCCUCCUGACGGAGCCACCACUCAACACCCCAGAGAACAGAGAGUACACGGCAGAGAUCAUGUUCGAGUCCUUCAACGUGCCGGGCCUCUACAUUGCCGUGCAGGCAGUGCUGGCGCUGGCUGCGUCGUGGACGUCAAGGCAAGUGGGCGAGCGCACGCUCACGGGGACUGUGAUCGACAGCGGAGACGGCGUCACCCACGUCAUCCCCGUCGCGGAGGGGUAUGUCAUCGGGAGCUGCAUCAAACACAUCCCCAUCGCCGGCCGCGACAUCACCUACUUCAUCCAGCAGCUGCUGCGCGAGCGGGAGGUGGGGAUUCCGCCAGAGCAGUCGCUGGAGACCGCCAAGGUCAUCAAGGAGCGCUUCUCCUACAUCUGCCCGGACAUUGUCAAAGAGUUCAGCAAGUUUGACUCGGACCCUGGCAAGUGGAUGAAGCAGUACACUGGUGUCAACGCCAUCACCAAGAAGGAGUUCACCAUCGACGUGGGUUACGAGCGCUUCCUGGGGCCCGAGAUCUUCUUUCACCCGGAGUUCUGCAACCCCGACUUCACACAGCCCAUCUCUGAGGUUGUGGACGAUGUCAUCCAGAACUGCCCCAUCGACGUGCGCCGGCCUCUGUACAAGAAUGUGGUCUUGUCCGGAGGCUCCACCAUGUUCCGUGACUUUGGACGGCGACUGCAGCGUGACCUCAAGCGCACGGUCGACAGCCGGCUCCGGAUCAGCGAGGAACUCAGUGGCGGUCGCAUCAAGCCAAAACCGAUCGAUGUGCAAGUAGUUACCCAUCACAUGCAGCGCUACGCCGUGUGGUUCGGAGGUUCGAUGCUGGCUUCCACCCCCGAGUUUUACCAGGUCUGCCACACCAAGAAGGACUAUGAGGAGUACGGGCCCAGCAUCUGUCGCCACAACCCGGUUUUUGGCGUCAUGUCCUAACGGGUGGCAUCAGAGCUCCACUCACGCACUCACGCUCUCACGCACGCACGCUUGCUCGCUCGCGCAUACUCGCACAUCUGGGGCUCUGCAAGCUGCCUUGCAAGUGCACACGGGGACAGGAAUGCAUCUUUGGCGGAUGCUCCAUGAAAAAUAAAAACAGCAAUGCACUGUCCAGUUCAUAUAUAUACAGUAUAUAUAUCUUUUGUUGCCGUCAGCAAACCAUGCCAUUGCAUUUGGUUAUGUUUGAUCCGAGUCCUUUUUUUUUUACUUGUUAGGAUCAGGUUCGAUUUGAAUCACAUCACGCAAUAAAAACGUGUUUGAAAUAAACAUAAUACUGUCCCAUUAAAAUUUUUGCAUAUGCUUACGUUUUUACAAAAAUAAUUUUUAUUCGUAUUUUCUAAAUGUUGUUUUUUUGAUUCAUUAAAAAGGUUGACGCAAAAUGAGUUUUAUUUCUCCCCAUUUUCCUCUCAUCGCAAGUUCUUUGAUGGCUAUCCUAGCCGUUUGAGCUGUGCUCGAUAGACUCGUGAGUUUGAGCUCUCACACUAACCCAGGGUUUCGAUGAUGUGCGCUCACGGUUACGGCGCUGGGCCGGCAGAUGCUACGUGCAAAUGGGAAUGCCGAGAAUGUGUUUUGGCAGUCCGCAUGAACUGUGCCCAUUGUGGACCAGUAUUCAAGAAUAAUGAUGAUGAAUUGGUGGCUGGAAUGUACAGAAACCACAAUAGCCUACAUCAAAUUAUGGUGCUGCAAGCCUUUGCCACAGAGUCUGGGAUUGAAAACCUAUCGCAAGCGUUUGAAAUAGAAAUAUCCCAAAAAGUUUGAAUAUUGGAUUUCCUUCAAAUUGUUAUGCCCGCUGCACACACAAUUCGUUGUUGUAUUCUGAAAAUUCUGAAUUUGCGAAAGAAUUAAAAAAUAUAUAUAUCAAGGCCCUCUCUUGCCAUUGGUUUUCAGUGCCCGAGUGUAUCAUUGUUGAACGUCUAUACAUUGUGAAAUCAUUUCCCCUUCCAUUCUGCCUGACAGUGACGUGGAAUGUGCACAUUUUUUGUGGCAAACUUUGAAACCUCGCCAUCCGUUAUUUUCGUAUGUAUAAAAAAAAUGUAUGCAAUAUGUGUCUUGGGUGUGGCCGUCUUGGAAUGAGAGUAAACUUUUGGAGUGUCGUGUUGCAUUAACAUUUUAAAGAUGAACAUGAACUUGAUGCUCCGGAUUUCAUUUGUCUUCUCUCCGCCGUCCCAAGCGCUAAACGAACCGGCUAACCAUGCCGCGCCACCAGCACCACCACCAAGCUGUACGUCUUGGUGGGUUGCAGGUUGACAGGUUGGUUUUAUAGUGGAUUGAGCGGGGAUAGUCAUUGAGUUAUGAUGAGUGAUAAUACAAUACACAUCAUCGCGAAUUUGACCAGAGCAACCUUUGGAAAUGAAGGGGGAAAAAAAUCUAUUGAAAGCUGGGGUUUUUCGGGCAUGAAUGAAAUUAUCUUCUGCAAACAGAAUCCAGAUUAUCUUGUGAAUUUGCAAAAAAAAAAAAGCUCCAGGGCGCCUGAAAUUGUACACGGUUUUUUUUGGCAUAAAAUGAAUAAAUAAAUGUGUUUUAAUCAGUGUUCAUUGAGCCAUAUCAGUCUAAUAUUGCUGGAGGAAUGGAUGGGUGUGCAAUGCCAUUUCCUCGGCUCGUGUUGGGGCUGAGGGAGUAGUGGCGAUGUGGUCUCGCAGACAAAUGGCUUUAGAAGGGCUGUUGUAAGAAAGUUUUCACCGGAUUAUACAAGAGGCAAACACGCUGACCUAGUUCCCAACCUCUCGCGAGCCCUACGGGGCUGCGGAGCGAUAGCUGUACAUUAACAUGUCUGUGCUGCGUUCGAUAAUGAGAAAAAUGCGGCGCGGGUAGGUGUGGCGGUUCCGUGUUGCCAGCCAAGCCCUCGGCGUUCUCAUCAGCACUUGGCUGCACGCCCCUUCACCGAUGGCAGUUCGGUCGCCGCAGUCCGCUGAACUUGACCGCUGCGACUUGGCUCGCGUGUAAACUUGAAGCUCCGGCGCGCAACGACGCAUCGAUUCGUGGACUUGGACCGAUUGAUCGUUUCGCGACGUGCGCAUCGAGCCGUACGUGUCGGCAUGGAUUAUUGUCAUUUCGUAUGUGUUGUAUGUAAUUGGUUUGUGUGACUCCUGCAGCCAUGGUAGAGCUUGCUCUCACUUUAUAUACAUACAAACAAUUGACACUUGAAUCAAAUCGUGACCCCCGGAUCGUGGCAAUGUGUUGCAUCUGAGAGGCGAAUCGUCACAUGCCUCCCCUACAUACGAGCUGCAGCUUAUGAGCAUUUAGUCAACAUUCGGUUAUGUCAACAUUGCAAAUUACGUAUCCAGGAAAAGCCCCCGUUGAGUCUCCAGAUAUUUAUUUUUCAGGAGUGACCUGCAUUGAUUGCCGUGUUUGGACAAUUCCAUCCCUGUUUGGCAUUGUACCAUGUUGCAAUGGUGAUGUACUUCGUUAUACUCAGCAGAGGGUGUUUUCUUGCUGUUUUGUAGGGUUGAAGUAAUUUCGUGGAGUUGAUCCAAACCCAAUGAGCCGAACUAAGGCGCCCUAAAUGAGGCAUGGAUCAGAACAUCACGUGGUUAACCACGUGAUGGCACUAUUUCGAUGUCACUUGCACUCAUUAUUUCAAACUGCAGAAUGCCGAUUUUACUGUUUAUGGCAAGGUUAACAAACCGACAACUUGUUGCAGUUUUUAUCUACGUAUGUGUCCUGCAGUUCAAAGCAAUUCAAUGCUGUUACCAUGCUAAACAUGGUAAUAACGAAAACUAAAUCUAUGAAUCAAACCCCUUGCAUGUUAAUUCGGUAUUAAAACGGGAGCUUACUGUCAGUGGCGUUAAAAUUCUUGCUGACAUUUUCUAAACCUCAUUAAUACUUUACAGCUGAAUUAUGAAAUAAUAGUUUCUUAACAAAUGCCGUUUCCCGAAAAAACCUCAUUAAGUGUGGAGAUGUUUUUUUAUAUAUCAAGAAACAUUGCUUGCUUACGAUGUUUAGCAUUUGUUGUAUGUAUGGAUAUCAAAGCCAAUGCAAGAGUUCCCCGAGAAAUCCCACUGCACACACUUGCGUCCAGAUUAAGAUUGUUUCAGUUAUGAGGCAAAGAGUUAGCGACUUGCACAGCGGCAAAGUAAUGUUGUCUUUUCCAUCCGAUGAUGGCCGUGGCUGUUCAUGACUUCACGAGGACGCUGCUGUGGUCAGCCACCUCAUGCCGGGUUGCUGGUAUACGACGGGCAGAGCACUUCUUCUCCUACUACUCUUUGGUUCUUUCGGUAAAGUCACGUAGGUGAAAAUAAUAAUAAUAAUAAUAACACCUCUUCAACUUCCUUUUUCAAUGAAGCGAUUGGGAUUCGCCGACUUCUGACGGCCCCGUUUCUCCGACUGACUGCAGAUGGCUUGUGUUGCUGUUUGCCCCGCAGCAGAAACAGCAGCAGCAGCAGGAUAACUACGUUUAUUUUUUAUCGCAACUGCUACUGCCCAAUGGCAAUAAAAACAUACAACUGUGCGCUGAUUGCAUUUGCAUGUAAAUAUUUAUAUUACACUCACCGAUGUUGAUUUUUUUGCAUAAAUACAUCUUGGUGGAGGGGGCCGGUGGGGGGGGGAGAGUUUCUUUAAAAGGCUGCUUUGGUGGAUACGAAGAUAAUUGUAUUUUUCCCCCACCCAAUGCUUUAUGAGGGAAAUGCGAACAGCACAAAAAGUGUAAUCUUGCAGCAACAAAAAAUAAAAGGCUUAAUGUGGUUAAAAAAAAUGUUUCAGAAUGUAACAAUCAUUGAGUUGGUGAAUUAGUCUAGAAUUUGAUUGAAACUUUAAAAUAUUACUGUUACACGUGCUGCCCUUUUGGGAGGGGGAUGGAUUGCUAAACUAAUUAUGUGCUUUUUUUUUACUAUUUCACUGUGAUGCGAUAUAUGUGUGAUUAAUCAUUGCAGUGUAUAUAUGUCUUCUGUGUCCUGCGUCUCUAUACAUAUGUAUAACAAUUCUAAUAAACAUCUUUCCAGGUUUC